AUGAUUAAAACUCUCUUGUCUUUUUCUCUAUUGGCAGUGUUACUCCUGUUUGAAAUUAUGGAAAAUGGGAAUACCACAUCGUUUUUUAUUCUCUUAGGACUUUUUAACCACACAAAAGCCCACCAAUUUCUCUUCAUGGUGGUUCUGACAAUUGCUUUUGCCUCUCUGUUGGGCAAUGCCCUCAUACUUCUCCUGAUUCACCAGGACCACCGGUUCCACACACCCAUGUACUUCCUAUUGAGCCAGCUCUCCCUCAUGGACAUGCUGCUGAUUUCUACCACUGUGCCAAAAAUGGCCACUGACUACUUAACUACAAGUAGGUUCAUUUCCUCCACUGGUUGUGGGUUACAGAUAUUCUUCUUCCUCACUCUAGGUGGGGGCGAGAGCUUCCUCUUAGCAGCCAUGUCCUAUGACCGCUACGUGGCCAUAUGCCAUCCACUACAAUACUCCCUCCUCAUGAACUGGCAGGUGUGCCUGAGAAUGACAUUGUCAUCUUGGUUCCUGGGUGCAGCUGAUGGGCUCAUGCAGGCAGUUGCUACCCUGAGCUUCCCAUAUUGCAGUGCACACGAGAUUGAUCAUUUCUUCUGCGAGGCCCCCAUGCUUGUGCGUUUGGCUUGUGCUGACACUUCUGUCUUCGAGUACACCAUGUACAUUUGCUGUGUGUUGAUGCUCCUCAUCCCCCUUUCCCUCAUCCUGGUCUCCUACAGUCUCAUCCUCGCUGCUGUUCUCCACAUGCAUUCUGUAGAAGUCCACAGGAAGGUCUUUGGCACCUGCUCUUCACAUUUGGCCGUGGUGGGACUCUUUUAUGGAGCUGCCAUUUUUACCUACAUGAGACCCAAGUCCUACAGGUCAGUUAACCACGACAAGAUUGUGUCAGCCUUCUACACUAUCUUCACCCCUGGACUAAACCCCCUCAUCUACAGUCUGAGGAACAGUGAGGUCAAGGGAGCCCUGAGAAGGUGGCUUGGUCAGUGUGUGACCUUAAAUCAUGAGCAAUAG
Messenger RNA from Carlito syrichta (Philippine tarsier), 999 nucleotides. RefSeq names its product olfactory receptor 2T8-like. Lineage: Eukaryota; Metazoa; Chordata; Mammalia; Primates; Tarsiidae. Gene Ontology annotation, cellular component: membrane. The record is from RefSeq and is a predicted model, not a curated record. Gene Ontology annotation, molecular function: G protein-coupled receptor activity; olfactory receptor activity. Gene Ontology annotation, biological process: G protein-coupled receptor signaling pathway. The transcript has a single exon. The coding region runs from base 1 to 999 and encodes 332 amino acids.